Molecule: messenger RNA, 582 nt
Organism: Haemonchus placei
Lineage: Eukaryota; Metazoa; Nematoda; Chromadorea; Rhabditida; Trichostrongylidae
Source: the annotation of a GenBank genome assembly
AUGCCCAUAUGGGUUGUGUCUUCUGCGGAGCACGCGGAAUUCACUAUAGCGAUUCCUGUAGAAUAUUACCAGACAGCACCAGACGUCGAUUCAAACUGCAGGGGGAGAGGCGAUGCCUACUAUGUUUGGAAGUCGGAUGCGAAGGGAUGCAAAAUUGCCCAAAAUCUCGGACAAGUUGCUAUCACUGCAAGCAGACGGGCCACCAUUCCGCAGUUUGUGAGAAGCCGGAUGAAGCCCGGAAUAUUGAACUACGAAUCGAUGUUCUACGAGAAGACCUUCAAAGAAGGACUCGAUCGGGACAAAGAUGCCCGUAUGGGUUGUGUCUUCUGCGGAGCGGUGUCUUCUGCAGAAAGAGGAGAUCAAAACUCAAUGCCAUCAGAGAACGGCUGGGCCUGGAGCUCCUGCCAACUACAUCAUCUUAGGGGGCCUGAGGCCGGAGUAUCGCAGAAGCGAGCCAGACAAGCAAUACAAAAACAGCUGACACAUGCGCAAUCCCUUGGAAGUCAAAAAGUAACACAACUGGGGAACAGUAUAAAAGCCGCAUACAGACCACUUCCUAGGACUUUCCGACUGUAUCACUGA